Molecule: messenger RNA, 912 nt
Organism: Aureobasidium vineae
Lineage: Eukaryota; Fungi; Ascomycota; Dothideomycetes; Dothideales; Saccotheciaceae
Source: the annotation of a GenBank genome assembly
AUGAUCUAUUGCAACACAGGCCUGAGCGACCGAGUAUCACUUGGUCUAUGGAUUACCGGCCUCGGUACUCAAUACCCUCCUCACAUACUUGAUUCUGAAAGUCUGGACGCUUUUGCAAAACGUUUCUACGAUGUGAGAAGUUCUGGAAUCAAAAGAUUGCUAAGGAUCAACCGAACGACUGGAAUUGAAACACGGUCAGCUAUACGGGACUACAAGACCGGAUAUGGCACAGAAAACAUGCCGCCGUCAAUCGCAGACAUGGAUGUUCUCUUCCGGACUGCAGGCAUCGACUUGACCGGCAAUCCAGGAUUUGACUUCUUGGUUGACGAGAAGCUCAGCCUGUCGACUUCUGUGGACCGUACCCUGCUUCAUGGCGUUGGUUGCGCUGGUGGAUUGGCUAUCAUGCGCACUGCCGCUCAGCUUGCAUGUGCAGCCACCAUGAGAGACCCUUCGCAGAUCAGUAUCGCAAGCACUCUCUUUUCUGAUGCUGCCGCCGCGUUUGUUCUUUGCAAUGAUCUGGGCUUGCGAGAUGGGAUCAAGCCAGUAUUUGAGUUGUUGGACUGGGACAGUGCGGUCAUUUCUGGGACAACUAGCGAUCUCGAGUUUCGUGCAGAAGCAGAUGGCUAUCGCACUGUACUCAACAGGACUGUUCCCAAGUAUACUGUUGCUGCCGUUGCCCCGAUGUUUCGAAGCUUGUUGACGUCCAUCCGGGUGAUUACCAAUUGCGACAACCUGGACAUCGAAGACUUCGACUGGGCGCUGCACCCUGGCGGUCAGGCCAUCAUUGACGGAGUACAAAAAGCCAUGCGUCUGAUUGAUGAGCAAUUGCGUGCGACGCGUGAAAUAUACAAGACUCGAGGCAACUCUUCGAGCCCGACUUCGCAACUGCGUUCGGGCCUGGAUUGUCUGUAG